AGGUCACCCAUAAUCUGCCUGGUUCUCCAAUGGUAGAAGGUUCAAUGGUCUGGGGCGCGAGCGGUGAGGAGACUGGGCACCUGAAUCGAGGGAAAUGGAGGAAAACUUCAAUGAAUUCAGAAAUGGACCUGAUCAGGUCUUACCAUCAACACACACUAAGACAUGGGAAGCUGACGGGGCAGUCAAACUGUAUAUUGAAGAGGAAGGAGCCAUGGCAGGGGCUCCUUUCUCAGUCCAUACUCUGAUGCAGGACAGAGCACGGGAUUAUGCUAAACACCCUGCUCUUGCAGUGAAGAGGGAAGGAGCUUGGAGGUACUGGACUUACAAGGAAUAUUUUGAAGAGUCCAGAACAGUUGCAAAGGCCUUCAUACGGCUCGGUCUUGAGAGGUUCCACGGAGUUUGCAUCAUGGGAUUCAACUCCCCGGAAUGGCUGAUUGCUAACUUUGGUUGUAUAUUUGCUGGUGGUUUGUGUGCAGGGGUUUACACAACAAAUUCUCCAGAAGCUUGUAGACAUUUAGCUGAAAACUGCCAUGCUCAGAUUAUUGUUGUAGAAGAUAAUGCUUGUUUGAACAAAUUUCUGGCAGUCAAACGAUUUUUACCAGAAAUUAAGGCAAUAAUUCAGUGGUCCGGAGUACCAGGUGCUCCAGGCGUUAUAUCCUGGGCGGAACUCAUGGCUAUUGGUCUUUCUGAAAAAGACGCUGAGCUUGAAGAUCGUCUUUCUCUGGCUGCUGUCAACCAGUGUUGCACUUUGAUAUACACUUCAGGUACCACAGGCCCACCAAAAGGAGUUAUGUGUUCACAGGAUCACCUCACUUGGGGAAGUUCGCAGUACCAGGCUAAUGCAAAUCAUGAAAUGUGCACAGAAGUUUUCGUGUCUUAUCUUCCUCUCAGUCAUCUUGCUGCUCAGAUGCUUGAUGUUUAUUUAGCAUGUACAAUUGCAGCUACGGUUUAUUUUGCACAGCCUGAUGCCUUGAAAGGGACAUUAGGUCAAACACUACAAGAGGUACGUCCGACUUGUUUCUUGGGAGUGCCAAGAGUUUGGGAGAAGAUAUAUGAAAGAAUGCAGGAAGCUGGUGCACAAGUGGGUGGGGUGAAGAAGGCUGUAGCUACGUGGGCCAAGUACCAUGGUCUCAAUUACUUCAACGCGUUACGUGAUGGCAGGACUUUGUCUACAUAUGAGAGAGCCUGCAACUCAUUAGCAAAGGCACUCAUCUUGAAUAAAGUGAAGGCAGCUAUUGGGUUCAAUCGUGCUGAAAAGUUUGUAUCGGGUGCUGCACCCAUAUCAAAAGAUAUCCUCGAAUAUUUUAUGAGUCUUAACAUCCCUAUCAUGGAAGGAUAUGGCAUGUCAGAAAGUCUCAGUAUAUGUUCUAUGUCAUUCCCGGAGCAAGAUCGCUUCAGGCUUGGUAGUGUUGGCAAGGCUCUUCCGCAAUGUUAUACAAAACUGGUACCAAUUGAUGGAUGCAAGCCAGGUGAAGGAGAGAUAUGCAUGAAGGGAAGAAGUAUUUUUAUGGGGUAUUUACAUAUGCCGGAGAAGACCAAUGAGACCAUUGAUGAUGAGGGAUGGCUGCACUCAGGAGAUAUAGGAAGAUUCGAUAAAGAUGGAUUUCUCUACAUUACUGGGCGGAUCAAGGAGUUGGUCAUUACAGCAGGUGGAGAGAACAUCCCACCCGUGUUGAUCGAAGAGGCAGUCAAGAAGGAGCUGCCAUUUGUCAGUUUUGCAUUUCUAUGUGGUGAUCGUAGAAAAUAUCUAUCAAUGCUCUUGACAUUGAAGGCUGAGACAGAUGAUAACACUGGGGAGCCACAACAGACCUUGACAUCAGCUUGCCAAGCAAUGUUUAAGGACUUUGGUUGUGACAUCCAGACUGUGGCAGAGGCUGUGGCUGAGGUGAACAAGAAUCCCAGUGGACCUUUAGCCAAAGCUAUACAGGAUGGGAUUGAGAGGUACAACAAAGACGGAGCAGUUUCGAAUGCCCAGAAAAUCCAAAGGUGGGCACUUCUCCCACUAGACUUCUCUCAGCCAACAGGAGAACUCAAUAAUACUUUAAAACUAAAGAGGAGCUUUGUUCAGGAAAAGUAUAAAGACAUAAUUGAUUCCAUGUACAUACCAAACAAGUCACUGGAUGUGGCAAGUAAGCUCUGAGGGAAAUUAAGUAUUUAUCAGUUUUUAUCUUGCCACCUUGUUACUGUUUGUUUGAAGGUAGUUUGUUUUGUUUCUAGAAUGAAAAGGAGAUGACUUUGUUAUUGUGGUAGGGAAAUAAACAAAAAUGUAUGUUAUUGGUGUAAUUUGUAGUGAUACUGCAAAUACAGAAUUUAGACUAAUUAUUUUGUAGUUUGUUGUGUAGGUUGUAUUAAACUUUUAGAUUACGUUUCUGAGAAUGGAAAGGAGACAACUUUCUUUGUUAUCGUGGCAGGGGAAUGAACAAAAAUGUAUGUUGUUGAUAUAAUUUGUUGUGAUACUGUUAAUACAGAAUUUAGACUAAUUAUUUUGAAGUUUGUUAGUGUAGGUUGUGUUAAACUUUUAGAUUAGGAAAUAAAACCUUAUAUUAUAGGUAUUCACAGUUUUUAGAAUGUAAAAUAUCAAGUAUACAACCAUAUCUAUUCACCCAUCUUAGAAAAAAUGGGGAAAAUAUGGGAUGUAUCCAUGCGUUUUACAGUAUAUAUUAAAAAAGAAUUGUUAUAAGCAAUUUUGAAGUCAAAAAUAUAAUAAUCAAUAAUUUUUCAUAUGCAUUUCUUAUUAAGUACACAUGCAAAUUUUUUGUAUAGAUUUAUUUUUAUAAGAAAAUAUACUUGUGUAUUUAAUGUAAGUUUAAUAGUUUUUCCACAAUUUUCUUAUGUGUAUUGAAUAGUAUAUUAGUAAAAAUAUAGCUUGUUAUUUUAUUAUGAAUAAAGUACUAUUAAUAUUU
Molecule: messenger RNA, 2903 nt
Organism: Penaeus monodon (black tiger shrimp)
Lineage: Eukaryota; Metazoa; Arthropoda; Malacostraca; Decapoda; Penaeidae
Product: long-chain-fatty-acid--CoA ligase ACSBG2-like
Exons: 14
Coding region: 95-2140 (681 amino acids)
Cellular component (GO): endoplasmic reticulum; membrane
Molecular function (GO): long-chain fatty acid-CoA ligase activity
Source: RefSeq, a predicted model, not a curated record